Messenger RNA from Alnus glutinosa, 1259 nucleotides. Its product is annotated as FH protein interacting protein FIP2. The record is from RefSeq and is a predicted model, not a curated record. The transcript has 11 exons. Gene Ontology annotation, molecular function: protein binding. NCBI's taxonomy places the organism in Eukaryota, Viridiplantae, Streptophyta, Magnoliopsida, Fagales, Betulaceae. Bases 90 to 995 code for a protein of 301 amino acids. Gene Ontology annotation, biological process: protein homooligomerization.
UACCUCGAACAUAUCACAUAUGGGUCAGCCAUUUGAGCCCAUUUUCUCUCUCUCUCUCUCUCUGUCUCUCUCUCUCUGAGAUCAGAGCGAUGACGAAGGGCUCUGAUUCGUCUUCUGUGGUUCAUCUAAAUAUUGGAGGGAAGAAAUUUUGCACAACUGUUGAUACAUUGACUCAGUGCGAGCCUGAGUCGAUGCUCGCUGCGAUGUUUAGCGGUCGCCACACAGUGUGCGAGGACCCCGAAAAGGGAUAUGUUGUUGUUGAUAGGGAUGGGAAGCAUUUUCGGCAUAUUCUCAAUUGGUUGAGGGAUGGUGUUGUUCCCACACUAAAAGACUCUGAAUAUUCAGAGCUUCUUCGGGAAGCAGAAUACUAUCAGCUACUUGGACUAAUAGAUGGAAUUAAUGCUCUUCUAAAUAAGAAGAAAGAAGAUGAUGAGAUUAAUACAGAAUUGACGCGAACUGAUAUCAUCAAGUGUAUACAAUCUGAGAGAGUCAGAUUUCGAGGGGUUAAUCUUUCUGGUCUUGAUCUUUCAAAACUGGACCUGUCGUUUGUGGACUUCAGCUAUGCUUGUCUUAAAAAUGUUUUCUUCUCACGUGCAAACCUUCAAUGUGCUAAGUUCCGGGAUGUGGAUGCUGAGGGCUCCAACUUUCACAAUGCAACUUUGCGUGAGUGUGAAUUUACUGGGGCAAAUCUUCGUAGAGCUUUAUUAGCUGGAGCUAAUCUUCAGAGUGCUAAUCUACAAGAUGCUUGUUUGGUGGAUUGCAGUUUCUUUGAAGCAGAUCUCCGUUCUGCUCACCUACAGAAUGCCGACCUUACUAAUGCCAAUUUGGAGAAUGCGAUUUUGGAAGGAGCCAAUUUAAAGGGGGCAAAGCUGAGUAAUGCCAACUUAAAGGGUGCAAAUCUUCAACGAGCUUAUUUACGACAGGUCAAUCUUCGAGACACACAUUUGGAAGGUGCAAAGCUUGAUGGUGCCAACUUGCUUGGAGCGAUCAGAUGACACCUGGGCAAAGCCGUAUGCAAGUUCCCUCUUAAUGUAUAAAUAAGCAGAGCCUCUUGUCUGAUUCUCAUCCCUCUCCCUCCUGCCAACACUUUGAGAUUCCUUGGAACGAAAAUCUUUGUGCAAAUUGUGGAUGGUUCCAAAAAAAAAUCAUAAUUAAUUCCCUUCCCAUUGUGAAUAGUGUAGCUGUUACUUGUAAUGCUUAGCACAACGUAAAUACCUCAUUUGCUUCUGAAUAUAGCAGAAUAUAUGGUUUUCCAAUAA